Molecule: messenger RNA, 1473 nt
Organism: Aspergillus sclerotioniger CBS 115572
Lineage: Eukaryota; Fungi; Ascomycota; Eurotiomycetes; Eurotiales; Aspergillaceae
Product: dihydrodipicolinate synthase family protein
Exons: 1
Coding region: 466-1404 (312 amino acids)
Molecular function (GO): 4-hydroxy-tetrahydrodipicolinate synthase activity
Source: RefSeq, a predicted model, not a curated record
CAGCUCUCCCCACGGAAGCCAUGCACCCCAUUCCCAUCCCCUGAUACGCGGUCCAACCCCUUCCCCCUCGCCAUUUCUCCGAGCGCCCAAUUCUCCGAAUGACCCAGUCCUCUGCAAUUGUGUUGCCAUGCAGAACGUGGGGGUGGUGGCCAUGCGCUACCCGCCUAUGGGAUGGAGGCAUGGCCAUGGGGGGAUGGCUCUUCCAAGCCGCGAGCGUGUGGGGUGCGUGGGGGUUGCCUCGGGGCUCCCAUCUUCUGGAUGGAGUCACGGCUCAAACUCCGAUUCUCCAUUCAAAUGAGGGCCACUGGCUUCUUAUAUCAUGACCAUGGCAUGCUCAUCGCCCUCCUUCUGUAGCCCCUCUCUCCCCGCAUCCAAUUCCAAUCCCUAUCCCAUUCCCAUCACUCCUACCUCACUCUCUCUAGACUUCCACCCAGACUAACCAUCAAUUCACUCACCACCACCACAAUGGCAAUCACUGCUCGCCCCCUCAGACCCGGCAUCUACGUCCCAACUGUCGCCUUCUUCACUGAGCCCAGCGAAGACCUCGACCUCGCCACCACCGCUCUCCACGCCACCUACCUGGCCCAAGCCGGCGUCACCGGCAUCGUCGUCCAGGGCAGCAACGGUGAAGCCGUUCAUCUCAGCCGUGAGGAACGCAACCUCAUCACCAGCACCACCCGACAGGCCCUCGACACCCAUGCUCCCUCCACCCCGCUCAUCGUCGGCUGCGGCGCCGCCUCCACGCGCGAGACCAUCCAGCUCUGCCAAGAUGCCGCCGCCGCCGGAGGCGACUACACCCUCAUCCUCCCUCCCUCCUACUACAAGUCCUUGCUGUCAUCUGAGGACAUCCUCGCUCACUUCCGACUCGUCGCCUCCGCCUCCCCGAUCCCCGUGCUGGUAUACAAUUUCCCCGGCGCCUCGUCGGGCCUGGACCUCUCCUCGGACGAUAUCCUGGCGUUAGCGGAGCAUCCCAACAUCGUCGGCGUGAAGUUGACGUGCGGGAACACGGGAAAACUGGCGCGCAUUGCGGCGGAAGCCAAACCGGGGUUUUUGACUUUCGGAGGCUCUGCGGAUUUCACACUCCAGACAUUGGUGGCCGGUGGUCAUGGAGUGAUUGGCGGCGUAGCGAACCUGAUCCCUAGGUUGAGUGUGAAGGUGAUGGAGUUGUAUCAAGCGGGCCAGGUUGCCGAGGCGCAGCGGUUGCAGGCAGUCGUGGCGAGGGCGGAUUGGCAGGCCAUCAAGGGCGGGUUUGUGGCGGUCAAGAGUGCAUUGCAGUCCUACCGCGGCUAUGGCGCGUUGCCGAGGCGGCCUUGUGUCGUGCCCUCGGAGCUGCAGGUCACGGCUUUGAAGGAGGCGUUUGCAGAGGCAUUGGAUGCAGAGAGACAGUUGGAGAAGCAGGCUUAGCUGUGCCUCUCUACUCCGUAGUUGCGAUGCAUUAAAUGAAUCAAGGAUAUUCUAACCUCCACAUCAAAU